Molecule: messenger RNA, 1785 nt
Organism: Rotaria sordida
Lineage: Eukaryota; Metazoa; Rotifera; Eurotatoria; Philodinida; Philodinidae
Source: the annotation of a GenBank genome assembly
AUGGCAACAUUUAUUAUUGAUAUGGCUAGACUUGAUCCACAUAUUAUUCGAAUACAUAUUGAUCAAAUAACUGAUUUAUUAACAGCAGAAAGUCAUCAUAUUCGUGUUGCAGCUUUAACAGCAUUUUGUUCUGUUAUUGAAAAACUUCUUUUAUCAGAUGAUUUAGAUGAUGGACAAAGAAAAAUGCGUAGUGAUCUUUUACAAAUAUUACGUGAACAUGUAUUUGAUGUAACAGCUUUUGUUCGUCAACAUUGUUUACAAUUAUGGAUAUCAAUUGUACAACAAAAAAAAGAUUCAACUUGUGCAGUUCGAAAAGAUGCAGUAACACUUAUUAUGCAUAUGGUUCUUAAUAAUUUUUAUUUUGUUAUUAAUUCAACUCGAGCUCAAUUUGAAGAAAGACAAAAUGAUGCUGAAACACAACUAGAUGAACUUCGUACAGAACUUGAAAAAUUAAAUAAAAAUAAAAAUGAAGAAAAGAAAAUUGAAAAAAAAAUUCAAUCUGAUGAUGAUGAUGAAGAUAAAAGUAUUAAUGAUGAAAAUGAAAUGAAAGUUAAUAAUAAUCAAGAAGAAGAAAGUGAAAAAAAUAAUUCAAAUGAAGAUCAAUCACUUGGAGACACUCUAAAUCGAGUUAAAAUUGAAGAACAAAUAAUGCGAGUAGAAGAAAUUGUUAUUUUAUAUAAAGAUGGUCUUCGAUUUAUGGAUUUAAUUGAACAAGCAAAUCGACAUGUUGUUAAUUUACUUAAUUCUCCUACAUUAGGUAAUUGUAAACAAGUACUAGAUUUUUUUGUUAAUCUUCGUCGUUAUCGUCUUGUGUUGGCAAAUAUUGAGCAAAGUGUACGUUUAAUGUUUAGUCUUAUUUGGUCUCUUGAUAAAUCGAUUUGUGAAGCAAUUACACAAGCUUUUGUUAAAGUCUAUUUUGAUGUUGCACCAACUGUUCCUCCACCACGUAUUUCACUUCAUCAAGCUCGUGCAAUAAUUCGUGCACUUAAAGGUGCAACACUUUUUGAAGAAUUAUGUUUUGAAGAAAUUCUUAAACAAUUAAUAAAAGGAAAAAAAAUAGCAACUGAACCUAUAACUAAAGCUUUAUGGAAAUUUUAUAAAGCACCAUCAGAUGAUAAUACAUGUGUCAUUGCUGAAAAAAUUCUUUCAUUUAUUGUUGGAAAUGAAAUUAGUUCAAAAUUAAAUCAUAUAACAGAUCUUAUUCAAGCUAAAGAAAAAAAUCGUCGUUUUAUUGAGAAUGGUAUUAGACCAAAACAAUUUCGUUCACCAAAAAUUCAUCGUUUAUUUAAAAUACUUGCUAACAUUCUUGUUUCAAAUAAUAACGAAAAUAAAAAACUUGCUGCUAAAACAGGUGUUAAACUUGGUGGUUUAUUUAAAAUUUCAACAUCAUCUCAAUCACAAUCUUUAUCUAUUGAAUCAAUGGAUUUUCAAAAUAAAAAUUUCUCAUUUUUUUUUUUUAAGAAAUUUUAUUUAGAUGGUGGUAAUGAUAAUGAUCAAAAUCAAUUAUCACAACAUCAUUCUCAAACAAAUGAAAAUUCAGCAUUAAUCUCUGUUGAAAUUGUUUAUUAUAUUGAUUGUACAAUUAAAGAUGAACUUUUACGUCGUAAAGAAGCUAAACAAUCAUUAUCAGAUAAUAAAAAAUUACAACAAAAAACAAAUAAAUCAAAUAAAAAACGAACAAAAUGUAAAACAUUAGAUGAAGAUGAUGAAAAUCAAUCAACAUCAAUUAAUGAUACAAUUAAUAAUUCAUUAAAUCUUACUGGAAAAUUUAAAUAUUUUAAAUAA